Anolis carolinensis (green anole) is the source of this 3717-nucleotide messenger RNA. RefSeq names its product leucine rich repeat and sterile alpha motif containing 1 (gene lrsam1). Lineage: Eukaryota; Metazoa; Chordata; Lepidosauria; Squamata; Anolidae. Gene Ontology annotation, molecular function: protein binding. The transcript has 25 exons. The coding region runs from base 188 to 2344 and encodes 718 amino acids. The record is from RefSeq and is a predicted model, not a curated record.
GGAAUCGGAAAAGAAGAGACAAAGCAGCCAUUUUAUUUGAGGGCAAAGGGAUGAGGGAUGCAAGAAAGGCCUUCAAGACGGACUACGGCAAGUUAGGAGUCAAGGUAGAUCUUCCUGUUGCUCAGGUUGUCCUUGCUCACCUGCCUUCUUUGCUGACUGCCUUCGGUGCUUGAAGGGAAACAAGAAAAUGAUGCUCCUCUUCCGGAAAAGGAAGCCCAGCGACGAAGCCCGAAAGCGCCUCGAGUACCAGAUGUGCCUGGCAAAGGAAGCCGGAGCUGAUGAUAUCCUUGAUAUAUCCAAAUGUGAACUCUCAGAGCUUCCCUAUGGUGUUUUUGCCACCUGUAAAGUCCUGCAGAAGAAGGUGUUGAUCGCUCACACCAACACCUUGACUUCGCUCAUCCCCAAAUCCUGCAGCCUCUUGAGCCUCAUAACAGUGAAGGUUUUGGAUCUGCAUGACAACCAGAUGACAUCCCUGCCUGCUGAUAUCGGUCAGCUGAAAUCCCUCCAGGUCCUAAAUGUGGAGAAAAAUCUCUUGAAGGUGCUUCCGGAUUCUAUUGGGGACCUCGCCCAGUUGCAGACCCUUAACUUGAAAGGCAACAGGCUGAAGGAGUUGCCCACAACCUUGGGAGGCCUACGCAGCCUGCGGACCUUGGACGUCAGCGAAAACCUCGUCCAGGUGUUGCCCCUGGCGAUCGCUCACAUCCGGACAUUGGAGACACUGACGCUGAAUUCUUCCUCCAUGACCUACCCACCCUGUGAGAUCUGCAGCAUUGGCACAGAGGCCAUCCAGAAGUUUCUGUGUGAAGAAUUCGGAAUCGAAUACAAUCCUCCUUCUCAGUAUUUACUCCCUGUGUUAGAAAGUGACGGCGGGGAAACGGCGGUGGACGGGGUCAAAUAUGUGCAAAAUGAGGCCGAAUGGCAGAACAAAUUCCUGGACUACGAAAAGAGAAAGGAGCAGAAAAUGCAAGAAAAGCUGGAGUUCGAGCGCUGGCUGAACCUGGAGCAGCGGGAACAAGCACAGCUCAUGCACCAAAACAAUGCCCAGAAAGAAGAAAUCCUUGAGAGCAUGAAGGAGGACCAAGUGCGGCUGGAGGAAGGACUGAGCCGGCACCAGCAACGCCUGGGAGAGGAGCGCCUGAAGCUUCUGGGGCAGCUCAAAGAGAUGGAGAAAGGGGUCACGGGCCGCAUCCAGAAGCUACUGGAAGAGAACCAAAGGCAAAAGCAGAAUUCGGAGAUCCUGAAAUCCUUAGAGAAUGAUCGGAUCCGGAUGGAGCAGCUGAUGGCUAUCACUCAGGAAGAAGCGGAGCAGUUGCGCAGGAAGGAAGUCGCUGCGGCCAUGCAGCAAAUGCUCUCCGAGACGUACAAGAACAAGCUGCUCCAGGUGGCCUAUGAGUCGCGGCGGCAAGACCUAGUGAAUCAGACGUAUUCCAGCAUCGCCAAAAUGGACCAGAAGUUCCAGCAGAUCUUGGCCUGGCAACAGCUGGACCAGAACAAGGCUGUGAACCAGAUCUUGCAAGAGAGAGAAAUGCAGAAAGCGGCCUUCGAGGCCCUCCAGGUAAAGAGAGACCUCAUGCACUGCCAGAUCCGAAACCAGAUUAAGUUAAUAGAAAGAGAGCUCCUGCAGCUCACCCAGCUGGAGGUAAAGAGGCAGCAGUUGGACACCGAGGCUUUGCAGGAGGUGAUCGCAGAACAACGGCGGGCACUGACCUACUUGCUGCAGCAGCUGCUGAAAGAGAAAAAGCAGCGGGAAGAGGAACUGCUUGAAAUCUUGAAAGAGUUGGAGUCCAAGAGCGAGACCAAGCAGGAGAACUAUUGGCUGAUUCAGUACCAAAGGCUGCUUGAUCAGAAGCCGCUUUCGCUCCGGUUGCAGGAGGAAGGCCUGGAGCAACAGUUGGUCAAGAUGCUGACCGAGCUGUCAGCCGACCAGUACCUGCCCAUCUUCGCCCAUCAUCGGAUCUCGCUCAAAAUGCUCAGCGCCAUGGUCCCAGCAGACUUGGCAAAGAUAGGAAUUGCUGAAACCGGCCUGCAACUCUCCAUCAUUCGGAGGGCCAAAGAGAUACAGGCAGUUGCGGAAACCAUACCAGAGUUACUGAAGCCCACAGAAGAAGCCACACCUUCCGCCCCAGCAUCCAGGGAGGUGACCCCAAGUGCUGAAGCCCCUUCGGCCCCACCUCCAGAAGAGCAGCAUUGCGAAUGUGUGGUCUGCAUGGAACAACAGGCUCAAGUGAUCUUCCUGAACUGCGGCCACGUCUGCUGCUGCCAGAUCUGCUCCGAUGCCCUCAGCACCUGCCCGCUGUGCCGCCAGGACAUUGUGCACCGGAUCCGCAUCUUCCACAGCGGUUAGGCGCAGAUGAAUCUGCCUGUGGCACGGCAUACCUCCCAGAGAUGGAUGGACCGGGAACAGGGGUGCCGAGGACGGGUGGCGUGGUGGGAAGGCACGCGUGGAAUUUGCACUACCUCCUUGCUCUUCAUAAUCGCCUAAUGCUUGUUGUCGUUGUCCUCCCAGUAGUGUGUUCACUUGGCAUGGCAGCCAUUCCUCUUCUAGCGCUAGCUCGAUCAGCCCCAAGGAUGCUUAACCUAGCCAAAAAGGCUUCCCGUUUCGUAGCUGGUUCUUUAGUCGGCAGCCAAAUGGAGUGACAUGAAAAUUUGAUAUAAGCCCCAAAGAAAGCAGGGAGGCUGCUUUCAGUCAUCGCCAACUCUGCUCUGACUGUGAAGCCAUGUUUCUCCUUUGCUUUGGGAAGGUGCAAUUGCCAGUUACGGGUCACGGACUGUUAACAAUCCAGAUUAUGGCCUUGUUUUUGCCUGUUUUGGCUACGAUAGAUGUCGAUGGGAAUAGUGCAAUACAUCUGGGAAAAUGUAAAGACAUUUUCAGCGAUAAUAGCAGUAUCGACCUCUUGGUCUCGUUGAAAGAGAGGGAUAAGACCUUUUCCAUCUCCCGCUCUAUCCUUUCCAUUAAGUAGAGGAGGAAGUGCGAGACCAGAUAGUGGAGGUGUUUUCCCGUCAACGGGUGAAAGAUCGGAGUCCUGUUUACCGCACCCGUUUAUUCCUUUUCCAGGAAUAUGUUGAAAAGGAGGCAGAUGCCCAAGUCAGUCUCAACCUCAGGGAGGGUCUGGUGAGCAUUGCCUGGUUGGAUGAAGUCCGAUCCACCCACCGUCCUCUUGUUUCUGCCUAUCGUUGGGUGGCCUCUUGGUUAAUUAGUCAGUAAAUGGCCUUUUGCAGUGCCAAGUCAACACAAGAAGGGUGUUGGCUACUCCUUAACCUUGGCAAGUUUCCCGCCGGGAGAAAGUGGACGCGGUGAAAGAAGAGCUUGAACAUGGCUUUGUUGUCCUGGUGCCAAAAUCCAUCACAGCUCAUCCUCAUUCAGAAGUUAAACUGGGAGGCCAAGAUAGAGAAGGACAAAAGAAGGGCACAGUGAAGUCAAUGUAGUGUGCUUCUUUUCCAUAUCUUUCCCCUUGUUCUGUCCUGUUUCUGAACCAUAAAGGACAAUGGGUUCCCCUAAACUGUGAAGACCAAAAUCCACUGCUUGUGGUAAUAUGAAAAUAAUUACACAAACUCAAUGUAUAUAUUACAACUAGCUGUGCCCGGCCACGCGUUGCUGUGGUGUUGUCUGGUGGUGUUGGUGAGAAAUUGUUGAGGUAGUGGUGGUAUUGAAUGUCUGUUGUAUGGUUGCCUUUAUGUUUAGUAUGCACACUGAAGUGGAUUAUAUGGCAGUGUGGA